AUGAAUGUGAAUCACGAACACGUAUUUCAGGAUCCGGCAGCUUCAACUGACAUUAACGGGAAUGACACCGACCCCACGCCACAGGACAAUGGCGACAAUAAACAUGGCACCCGGUGUGCGGGCGAGGUCGCUGCGGUCGCUUACAAUAGGUACUGCGGCGUCGGUAUCGCAUACAAUGCCAGCAUCGGGGGAGUCAGAAUGCUAGACGGCCUAGUUAAUGACGCAGUAGAGGCGCAAGCUCUCGGCUUCAACACGCAUCAUAUAGAUAUCUACAGUGCCUCUUGGGGCCCUGAGGAUGACGGGAAAACAGUCGACGGGCCAGGCCCCUUAGCUAGAAGGGCCUUUAUAAACGGAGUCACAAACGGUAGGGGUGGGAAAGGUUCUAUUUUUAUAUGGGCUUCCGGAAAUGGUGGCAGGCAUACUGAUUCUUGUAAUUGUGACGGGUAUGCGAAUAGCAUAUUUACGAUUUCCAUAUCGAGCGCCACGCAAGGAGGCUAUAAACCUUGGUAUUUAGAAGAGUGCUCAUCAACUUUAGCCUCAACUUACAGUUCUGGAACGCCGGGUCGCGAUAAAAGUGUAGCAACUGUUGAUAUGGAUGUACAAUUGAGGCCAGAUCAUAUAUGUACCGUUGACCAUACAGGGACGUCCGCUUCAGCUCCAUUAGCGGCAGGAAUAUGUGCAUUAACUUUAGAAGCGAAUCCUUUAUUGACUUGGAGAGAUAUGCAGCACCUCAUAGUAAUAACAUCGAGGUCACUACCAUUAAAUAAAGAAGAAGGUUGGAUAGUAAAUGGCGUAAAAAGAAAAGUCAGUCACAAGUUUGGUUAUGGACUAAUGGACGCAGCUCAAAUGGUCACCUUAGCAAAACAAUGGGUUACCGUACCGCCGCAACAUAUUUGUAAGUCACAAGAAAUAAAUGAAGACAAAUCCAUUGAAACGUCAUUCGGUUAUACUAUAUCAGUUCACAUGGACGUGAAUGGCUGCAGCGGUACAAUGAACGAGGUCAGGUUUUUGGAACACGUUCAAUGUAAAAUUUCACUGAGCUUUUUCCCGAGAGGUAAUUUACGGAUUCUGCUUACGUCGCCGAUGGGGACUACGUCCACCCUUUUAUUUGAAAGAACACAUGACGCAACUAGUUCCAAUUUCGAUGACUGGCCUUUUUUAAGCGUACAUUUUUGGGGAGAGAAUGCCGAAGGCCGUUGGACGUUACAAAUAAUAAAUGCUGGAAAUAAUCAUGUAACUCAACCGGGGUUACUAAAAAAAUGGCAAUUGAUUUUUUAUGGCACGGCAACGAAUCCUAUACGGCUGCAAAAUAAGGGUUACUAUAAUUCAAAUAAUGUAUACCAAAAGGAAAAAGCGUAUCAUAUAAACGAUGUUUAUGACGCAUCCGAAUACUCGCAAUUUCUCAACGAAAUUGAGCUUGGUAUUUCCGAUAAACGCAGUUAUUCCAAGAACAUUCCUUCUGCACAGAGAAAAAAUGUCUUGGCGGACGCCAACGAUAAGCAGGUACAAAGAUUAUGCGAUCCGGAAUGUGAUACACAAGGAUGUUAUGGAAAAGGUCCAACACAAUGUGUUGCAUGUAAACAUUAUCGUUUAGACAAUUCUUGUGUAUCAAGAUGCCCACCAAGAAGUUUUGUAAAUCAAGGAGGAGUGUGUUGGCCUUGUCAUGAAUCAUGCGAGACUUGCGCAGGGGCGGGUCAAGAUUCUUGUCUCACUUGUGCACCAGCUCAUUUAUUAGUCAUAGAUUUAGCAGUUUGUCUUCAACAAUGUCCCGAUGGCUAUUACGAAGAUUCUGAUGCAAGUGCAUGUUUUCCGUGUGCAGAACAUUGUUAUACAUGCUCAGAAAAAGCAGAUAUGUGCUCAUCUUGUGUACAUAAUUACGUCCUUUACAAUGGAUCAUGCUUGGCUGCUUGCCCUCCGGGAACAUAUCAAAAAGACGAUUUUAGUUGCACACCAUGCCACGAGUCAUGUGAAUCGUGCCACGGGCCAAAUGAUACUGAAUGUGUAUCAUGCCGUCUUGGCGAUUAUGCAAUAAAAAAUCGUUGCAUUCCAAAAUGCCCCGUGAAUUAUUACUCGGACGCACAAAGAAGAGAAUGUUUACCGUGUCCAAUCGGAUGUUCGAUUUGCACGUAUGGUAUCUGCUCCAUUUGCAAAGAGAAAUGGGUGAUAAGUAAAGGAGGAAAUUGUCUACCGGAUGGCAAUGACAAAUGUGAUACCAACGAAUAUCAUGAAAGUGGACGGUGUAAAAAUUGUCACUCUACUUGUGAAAAAUGUAGUGGACCAAAUGAGUGGGACUGUUUGUCUUGUUCGACCCCAUUGUUAUUACAGGGAUCGAGGUGCGUAGCGGAAUGCGGUCAAGGGUUUUACCAAACAGCUGGUCGUUGUACUAAGUGUCCUCACACGUGUAUUGCUUGCGUUUCAAGAUUGAACUGCACUUCAUGUGCUGGUGCCUUAAGACUUCAGUCUGGGACUUGUCGAGCUACUUGUGCUUCUGGAUACUACCCAGAUGAGGGAACUUGUUCUAAAUGUUACUUGUCAUGUGAGACGUGCACUGGUCCAAGAAGAGAUCAGUGUGCAUCAUGCCCGCCGGAUUGGAGAUUGGCGGCCGGAGAAUGUAGACCUGAGUGCCCACAAAACUUUUUUCCAUGGAAGGACAGCUGUCGUCGCUGCCAUCAUUACUGCCAGGACUGUCAUGGAGCAGGACCUCAGCGGUGCACGUCGUGUCCGCCGCACUUUUCCCUGGAAGGUGGAUUGUGUGUAGAGUGCCUUAGUUCUCAAUAUUACGAGCCGAGGACUAGAACUUGCCGGCCAUGUCACGACUCAUGCAGAUCAUGCUCGGGUCCUGGACCAACAAGUUGCGUUACUUGUGCUCAUCCACUCCGCUUAGAUAGAAUGAUAUCAUAUUAUAGUCGCAACACUAUAGUCAGGUUAUUACUAGACUGCUAGUAGUAACCUGAUAACCUGAACUAGACUACUAGGUUACACUAUAGAGGCCAAAUUAUCCAAUCGAUGUUAAGCCUCAAUAGUUAAGUUCGAAAUAGAUUACAAUACGGUAUUAUAAAAAUUAGUAUGGCAGUAUUAAAAAUAAAGCCUUCAUUUACAUUAGGUGGUUGUCUCAAUGGGUCUUCAGCGGGUAAGAGACGAAUCGCCGAGAACGCACGUUCGCAUGUGACAGCAUCGUAUUUCGUCGACGACAACGUUUCGUCGGCGAACAUUCUAGACCACAACUUGCUAGUCGCUUGGAGUGUUGGUGCAACACUGCUCGUGGUCGUUGGGCUUAUUGUCAUCAUUAAGCUGACAACUGUCGAUGAAGACUUAGUAGCAUUAACUACAUCUACCACCAUCCUGAAGGUGACCGAUACAAAUCAAGCGAAUCAACUAGAAGAACCAACAUAG
Messenger RNA from Diatraea saccharalis (sugarcane borer), 3393 nucleotides. NCBI's taxonomy places the organism in Eukaryota, Metazoa, Arthropoda, Insecta, Lepidoptera, Crambidae. The record is from the annotation of a GenBank genome assembly.